Odontomachus brunneus is the source of this 2429-nucleotide messenger RNA. Its product is annotated as G-protein coupled receptor Mth2-like. NCBI's taxonomy places the organism in Eukaryota, Metazoa, Arthropoda, Insecta, Hymenoptera, Formicidae. Gene Ontology annotation, molecular function: G protein-coupled receptor activity. The coding region runs from base 501 to 2234 and encodes 577 amino acids. Gene Ontology annotation, biological process: cell surface receptor signaling pathway; G protein-coupled receptor signaling pathway. The record is from RefSeq and is a predicted model, not a curated record. The transcript has 7 exons. Gene Ontology annotation, cellular component: membrane.
UUAUCGUUCAGUGAGAUAGCCGAAAGUCAACGCAAUCGUCACCGAUAACAGUACCAUAUUUGAUCUGUACGGAUUUUCCGUAUUACGACUCGUGAAACAAUCACGUGAAACGAGAAAAAAAAUAAUACGCGACAACUGAUGCUUUCUCCUUCGAUCUUUUCGUUCUCUUCUCGAACAAACGCGCAAAACUGUAAUGUGAUAUUAUAAUGCGUGUAAAAAUAAUUCAGCGAUGUUUUGAGGAAAAAGUUCCAUUGUUUGGUAACUUAACGUUGCAUCCGCGCAAGAAAUACGCCCUCUUUUACAAACACUCCCAGCCGGAUUAAAUUGUUGAGUGAAUAUUAUCAAAAUAGAGUUCUUGCAAUACGUACAAUAGUAGGGUAUAAUUUUAUGUCAGCAUAUCACAGAUGCCGUAGCAGGUACGCGUGCAACUCUCUUUGACAACACGGAUUAGUUUCCAUCAUCCGCCAUCACAUCGCCCCCCGGCUGCUCGAGAACCCAGGAUGCGUCGGCUAAAUCCCAUCGUGUUGUGCGCGCUUCUACUGGUGAUCGCCUACGCGGCGGAAAAUCAGAGCAAUUCCACUCAUGAAGACAAGCAGCAGGAUGACACGAUGCACUAUGAGUCUCAAGUCAACUUCACCACUACUUUGGACCACGACGAGAAUUCCACGAGAGACAACGAGGACUCGGUACAGCAUGAGUUUUACAGCAACUACACGAAGAACCUCGAUGAGAAUGGCAGUCAGAAUGUGCCGGCCGAGCUUCGCGACAAUUCUACAGAGAUUAACGACGGAGGCAACUCUACCACGUCGCAGCUUCGCCCAGGAAGCAAUUUGAACGAAAGGAAUUCCAACAUCUGCAAUGUCACAUUUUGUAUACCAAUUUGUUGCGAACCCGGCAAUCGUAUGAUCCAAGUCGGAAACAAGUGGAAUUGCACGCCCGAUGACAGUAAUUAUGAUUUCCCGGAGGUGCAGGGGACAAGCAAGAAGGCGGACGAGAUUUUUCCAAUGUUCGUAUCAGAUCCAUGUACCAAUGGAAUGCGCUACGCGCUCGAUGUCUCCUUAUAUCCCGACGACGAGUACAUAAUUCUGACCAACGGUUCUUUGUACGAAACGAUAAAGGACAACUUGAUGGAUCCGACAACUUACUGCUACGCCGUCAUGAACAAGAGUAAAUACGAGCCGACCUUCUGCUUCCAUGGACCAAGUUCGCCCGUCGAUAACAUGGAUUUCACCGGUAUACCCAUCGGUAUGAUAGUGUCCUUGCCGUUUCUGCUGUUGACCUUCGUGGUGUACACCAUAUUACCGAACCUCUGGAACACGCAUGGCCACAUACUUCGCGGAUACGUCGGCUCGUUAUUCGUCGCAUACAUAUCCCUCGUGCCGUUCCAGCUGUUAUCGCCUGCAGAUGUGUCGUAUGUAGGCUGCAUUGGAUCGGCCUUCGUUAUUUACUUCUCGUUCCAGGCGAGCUACUUCUGGCUGAACGUGAUGUGUUUUGACAUUUGGUGGACGUUUAGCGGAUUCCGCUCGUCACUAGGAAAUGUGAAGCUACGAGAGAGAAAUAGAUUCAUCAUGUAUUCGAUUUACGCGUGGAGUUGCCCCUCCUGCCUUACUAUCCUCUGUCUCAUCAUGGAUUUCGUCCCCGAUAUACCGGAAACUUUAAUCAAACCGGGGUUUGGCAUAAUUAAAUGUUGGUUCUCGACGAACAAGGCAAGAAGUUUAUAUUUUUACGUACCCAUGAGUAUCACUAUUAUCUGCAACAUUUUCCUGUUCAUUUCCAUGGCGUUCAAGAUCGUACGGCACAAGAAGGGCACGACUCAUCAGCUGAGUAGCUCGGAAAGCAAACGUCACAAUGACAACAAGCGAUGGUUCAAACUGUAUUUGAAGUUGUUUAUCGUGAUGGGCAUAAACUGGUCCAUGGAGAUAAUAUCGUGGGUGUUCAAGGGCGUGCCUAUAUCCGUCUGGCAUGCAACCGACAUGAUGAACGCUCUGCAGGGUAUCAUCAUCUUCAUCAUAUUCGUGUGUAAGGACAAGAUCAGGAAGGGUCUAUUAAAAAAAUUUGGCUGUCGGGAAGACCUAUUCUCCAUAAACUCAAAGCGCAAUGGUUGCAACAGCAAAAGUACUCCGCGCAACAUCCCAACGGGAGUGACACUUCAGGAGAAGAUCAUCCCCUACAUACAGAACUGGCGCGCAAAGAAAUCGUCCGACAAGAAUUCGACCAAUUCUCCUAAUGUAUAAUGCGAGGAGAGAAUUCCUUUGGUGCAGAAUCAUCGUGGUCGGUAGUCUAUAAUAUGUUAUUGCCGUAAUGUAAUUUUGCAGUCAAAGUUAAAUUUUGUAUUAUUGUACGUUGAUCUAUUUUUAUUUUUCACUUUAUACAGUGUAUCUGGUGGCACAAUACUAAUAGUACAACACUCUCUUGUACGUUAAACAGUA